GACCUUGAGGCGGCAAAGGGCCUAUCCCAGAAGGAUGUGUUCAGCCGCUUUCCCCAAUCUGCUAUGGAGACAUUGUUCGGAAUGAUGGCUAUGCAGAAGCAGGUGGAGAUGGGGAACGCCAGGGCUCGUAAGUUUUCUGAUAGCCUGGAGGUGGCUAAUAAAGAAAACGACCUUCUCGCCAUGAAGAAUACCGAGGUACUGGCUCGGCUUGAGAAAACUGAACAAGAGAAAGAUGUCCUGAAGAAGGAGAAUGACUCUCUUCAGGAUGAGAAGGAUGCCCUCCAGCUUGAAAAGAGCGUCUGGCAGACUGAGCGUGACUCAAUCAGAGACGAAAAGGCAGAACUCCAGCGCCUUCUGGCUGAUGAACAGUCUGCUCGGAUGGCUUUUGAGAAAAGAGCUCUGGACGAGCGUACCGCUCUGAUCGAUGCGAUCAGCAGAGUGAGCGGUGGGAUGCUGGCUCUUCACGCUCGGUUCUCAAGGGUCGGUGCUCUUAGAUAUGCUCAAGGAUUCCGGGAAGGUUUCGCCGACCGAGUUCCGGAUGAGGGACAGACCAGCUCCACUCCAGAUGAGGUCGACAAGGAUCUAGGGAUCGGACCUCUGGGGGUUUCUGAAGCUACCAAUGGAGCUCCUAGGAAAGUUUUUAAACCAGCUGAGCGCCGGUCCGGCUAG
This is a messenger RNA of Cornus florida, 669 nucleotides long. RefSeq lists its product as uncharacterized. The transcript has 3 exons. NCBI's taxonomy places the organism in Eukaryota, Viridiplantae, Streptophyta, Magnoliopsida, Cornales, Cornaceae. Bases 64 to 669 code for a protein of 201 amino acids. The record is from RefSeq and is a predicted model, not a curated record.